Penaeus monodon (black tiger shrimp) is the source of this 963-nucleotide messenger RNA. RefSeq lists its product as uncharacterized. The record is from RefSeq and is a predicted model, not a curated record. The transcript has 2 exons. NCBI's taxonomy places the organism in Eukaryota, Metazoa, Arthropoda, Malacostraca, Decapoda, Penaeidae. The coding region runs from base 37 to 477 and encodes 146 amino acids.
UCUGGACUACUGUAUAAGUAACAGGCUUGUUUGAGGAUGAACCAUUUCGCUUUCCUCCUGCUGGUGGCGGCGACGGUGGCGUUGGCGAGCGCCGCCCCCGAGGCUCUCUCCAGGCUCAAGAGACAGGACGAGGCACCUGGCGGAGAUACGAGCGAGCUGCCGCCUCCCGAAGGAGACGGAAUGAGCAGCGAGGAGGCCGAGGCAGAAGGGCGGGAGAUACCCACGGAGGGCGACUGGUUCCUCAUGAUGCAGCCUUGGGGUAUGCCGGGCAAGGCGCCGUCCCCGGAGGAGGAAAUGCCCCGGGACUGGAUCGACGCCAUGCUCAGAAUGUUGCUCACGGACGGAGGGAUGGGCCCCCCAGGUCCCCCCGGGCAUGGGGGUCGACGCCGCAAUCCCAUGAUGCCCGAAGUUGCCUAUAACUUCUUCGAGAUCGCGAAUAACACCAUCAACAUCAUGGUGCCGGGAAUGGUGCCCUGAAGUUUGUUUGUCUGUUUUUUUCUUCCGAGUAGUUAGCGGUUUGAGGUUGAUGGAUAAUCUUGUUUUUUUUUCGAUGCUCAGUGUUUGUUUGUGUUAUUUCAAGCUAUUUUUCCCCAUGGUAAAUUUUUUUUAAAGCUAUUUUUUUUCUUGGUCAUUAUCUGUUUUUUUCUUAAGGUAUUUUUUCAAGGUCUUUUGUCUUUUCAAGCAAUUUCUUUCUUGGUCAAUAUUUUUCUUUUCUUCUUGUAUGGCCAAUAGCUAUCUUACUUUUUAUCAAGCAGAUUAUUCGUUUUAUGUAAAUAACUAUUGUUGCCUUUAGAAGCCUUUUCUUAUUGCCAGUUAUUUUUUUCCUUUCAAGCUGAAUGUUGCAUAUAAAUGUUCAAAAGGCUCUUUUGUCUCUCCUUUAAUUUGCAUGGAUUAUACUUUGACUCCAUGCAUUGUAGACGGACCGGCGCCAGUAAGCACAAAUAAAGCAUUUCAUCUAUGUCA